Molecule: messenger RNA, 934 nt
Organism: Darwinula stevensoni
Lineage: Eukaryota; Metazoa; Arthropoda; Ostracoda; Podocopida; Darwinulidae
Source: the annotation of a GenBank genome assembly
AUUCCUACGGAUUGCUCAUCACUCAAGAACAAACCUAAGCUGUUCUUCAUCCAGGCAUGCCGGGGUUCAAAGGACGACAUUCCUUGUAGCGUCGCUAAGAGAACUGACCACGACUUGGAGGAUGCGAUUCCUCAUCAAGCGGAUCUCCUUAUAUCUCAAUCUACUGUUGAAGAGCACAAAUCCUGGCUGAAUCAUCACAAGGGUUCAUGGUAUAUCCAGACCUUGUGCGACGUUCUUGAGGAGCAUAAGGAUCAGGACUUGCUGCAUGUGCUGACGAUUGUGGGAAACCGGGUGGCUGCAAAUUUCGAGGCGAACAACGAAAAAGGACAAACAGUGAAACAAAUGCCAUCUUUUACUUCCACCCUCAGGAAGCUAUUCUACUUUCCCACUUCUUAGAAUCCCUUCCAGGACGCAAUGUACCAAGUCUUCCCGAUUCCGUACAAAUGACAUAACCCUUUUUUUCUAAAUAAUGUGAUGGAUGAGGAUGGCAUCGAGGGGCACGACCGAAUGUCCCGGGAUCGGAGGUGUAAUGGUAGCACAUCUGAUCGGCAAUCAGGAGGCCUGGGUUCAAGUCCCUGCCUUCCCUGGCUUUCUUUCGUCCUCUCAUGCCGUCCGUCUCCAAUUCCCCCUUCGUAACAAGGACGUAAUUCCUUGAGAACGCCGUGAGUGUUGUUUAUUCGAAGUUUUGCAUGGAUAUUCAUCACAUGUUCGUUGUUAUCACUCAAAUCGGUUGAUUGUUCCUGAUUUGAUCUCCGCGUUGUAUUAUUGGCCAGUUUCAUACCGAGUAUAAAUUUGUCUUUAAUUCUCACUGCAUUUUAUUGCAAUGAGAAUUAAAGACAAAUUAAAAACAAGUGCUUAAGGAUAGCAAUCAGUGAAAGGCGACAGAGAGCUUGGUCUUGGCUUAUUUUGCUUAGAUUCAAUCCAUAGGGUGGGC